Mustela lutreola (European mink) is the source of this 1814-nucleotide messenger RNA. RefSeq names its product phenylalanyl-tRNA synthetase subunit alpha (gene FARSA). The coding region runs from base 43 to 1569 and encodes 508 amino acids. NCBI's taxonomy places the organism in Eukaryota, Metazoa, Chordata, Mammalia, Carnivora, Mustelidae. The record is from RefSeq and is a predicted model, not a curated record. Gene Ontology annotation, biological process: phenylalanyl-tRNA aminoacylation. Gene Ontology annotation, cellular component: cytosol; cytoplasm; phenylalanine-tRNA ligase complex. The transcript is spliced from 13 exons. Gene Ontology annotation, molecular function: phenylalanine-tRNA ligase activity; tRNA binding; ATP binding.
UCAGGCCCCGUCCGGGACACGCCGAGCACGCUGGCAGCAGCCAUGGCGGACGGCCCAGUGGCGGAGGUGCUGCUCCGGCAGCUAGAGGCGGCCGAUGGCGGCCUGGACAGCGCGGAGCUGGCAGCUAAGCUGGGCGUGGACCACCAGGUCGUAGUGGGCGCCGUGAAGAGCUUGCAAGCGCUGGGCGAGGUCAUUGAGGCUGAGCUGCGCUCCACCAAGCGCUGGGAGCUUACUGCUGAGGGCGAGGAGAUCGCCCGGGAGGGCAGCCAUGAGGCCCGGGUGUUUCAUAGCAUCCCCCAGGAGGGCCUGGCCCAGAGUGAGCUCAUGCAGCUGCCCAGCGGCAAGGUGGGCUUCAGCAAGGCCAUGUCCAACAAGUGGAUCCGCGUGGACAAGAGUGCAGCUGACGGGCCCCGGGUGUUCCGAGUGGUGGACAGUGUGGACGAUGAGGUGCAGCGGCGGCUCCAGCUGGUCCAGGGCGGGCAGGCUGAGAAGCUGGGUGAGAAGGAGAGGAGUGAGCUCAAGAAGAGGAAGCUGCUGACUGAAGUGACCCUGAAGACCUAUUGGGUGAGCAAAGGCAAUGCCUUCAGCACCAGCAUCUCCAAGCAGGAGACAGAGCUGAGCCCAGAGAUGAUCUCCAGUGGCUCCUGGCGGGACCGACCCUUCAAGCCAUACAACUUCUUGGCCCAUGGCGUCCUCCCCGACGGUGGCCACUUGCAUCCUCUGCUCAAGGUCCGCACGCAGUUCCGACAGAUCUUCCUGGAGAUGGGGUUCACAGAGAUGCCGACUGACAACUUCAUUGAGAGCUCUUUCUGGAACUUUGAUGCCCUUUUCCAGCCCCAGCAGCACCCAGCGCGUGACCAACAUGACACCUUCUUCCUCCGAGAUCCAGCUGAAGCCCUGCAGCUCCCAAUGGACUACGUCCAUCGGGUCAAGCGGACCCACUCUCAGGGUGGCUACGGCUCACAGGGGUACAAAUACACGUGGAAACUGGAGGAGGCCCGGAAAAACCUGCUGCGCACGCACACCACUUCGGCCAGCGCCCGUGCCCUCUACCGCUUGGCCCAGAAGAAGCCCUUUGCGCCGGCCAAGUACUUCUCCAUCGAUCGUGUGUUCCGAAAUGAAACCCUAGACGCCACACACCUAGCCGAGUUCCACCAGAUCGAGGGCGUGGUGGCUGACCAUGGCCUCACCCUAGGCCACCUCAUGGGCGUCCUGCGGGAGUUCUUCACCAAGCUGGGUAUCACCCAACUGCGCUUCAAGCCGGCCUACAACCCUUACACGGAGCCCAGCAUGGAGGUGUUCAGCUACCAUCAAGGCCUGAAGAAGUGGGUGGAAGUCGGGAAUUCUGGGCUCUUCCGCCCUGAGAUGCUGCUGCCCAUGGGGCUCCCCGAAAACGUGUCAGUCAUUGCUUGGGGCCUCUCCCUGGAGCGCCCAACAAUGAUCAAAUACGGCAUCAACAAUAUCCGGGAGCUGGUGGGCCACAAGGUGAACCUGCAGAUGGUGUAUGACAGUCCCCUGUGCCGCCUGGAUGCUGAACCGGGGCCCCCACGGACACAGGGUGCCGCGUGACAUGGGCCACCCUGGAUAGCCUUCCUUUCCCUGAGCCCCAGCUGUCCAGCCCCGUAGCAUCCCUGCCAGAGACCUCCUUGUAUUUAUAAGGCCUCUGUGAGGCCAUCCACCCCCCACUCCCACCCCUGGUAUCUCCUCUUCGGCACCUGCCGCAAGGGAGCAGGUAGCAGGUUCGACCUAGAAAGGUGGGCCCUAGGGAGCCCUGCAGGCCAUCCGCUGGCUAAUAAACUGGGCAGUUGUCCUCA